This is a messenger RNA of Silurus meridionalis, 2862 nucleotides long. RefSeq names its product SMAD family member 1 (gene smad1). Gene Ontology annotation, molecular function: I-SMAD binding; RNA polymerase II cis-regulatory region sequence-specific DNA binding; DNA-binding transcription factor activity, RNA polymerase II-specific. The transcript is spliced from 7 exons. Lineage: Eukaryota; Metazoa; Chordata; Actinopteri; Siluriformes; Siluridae. The coding region runs from base 253 to 1671 and encodes 472 amino acids. Gene Ontology annotation, biological process: regulation of transcription by RNA polymerase II; anatomical structure morphogenesis; transforming growth factor beta receptor signaling pathway. Gene Ontology annotation, cellular component: heteromeric SMAD protein complex. The record is from RefSeq and is a predicted model, not a curated record.
GAGUGAGGCGGCCCGCGACACCCUGACGCCAGGCGAAAGCAGAUCCGGUCGGCUCGGGUGAACGCGUCGUGCUCGGCAGAGGCGGUGGAGGAGGAGGAGGAGGAGGAGGUCCAGGAGGUCAUUCAGAUAUCCGGGUCCUUUAUUGGCAGUAUUUCCCGUUGCGCUUUUUUGCCAUUUGGAGUCUACAAACAAAAAACCCCCCCCACAAGGAUCUGAAGUGUGAAGUCUGGCGGUGCGCUAGUCGACGCAGGAAUGAACGUCACGUCACUGUUUUCCUUCACCAGCCCGGCAGUGAAGCGCCUCCUGGGCUGGAAGCAGGGCGACGAGGAGGAGAAGUGGGCCGAGAAGGCUGUGGACGCUCUUGUCAAGAAGCUGAAGAAGAAGAAGGGCGCUAUGGAGGAGCUGGAACGCGCGCUCAGCUGCCCCGGCCAGCCCAGCAGCUGCGUGACCAUCCCGCGCUCGCUGGACGGACGACUGCAGGUGUCGCAUCGUAAAGGGCUGCCGCACGUCAUCUACUGCCGCGUGUGGCGCUGGCCUGACCUGCAGUCACACCACGAGCUCAAAGCGCUUGAGUGCUGCCAGUUUCCGUUCGGGUCCAAGCAGAAGGACGUCUGCAUCAACCCGUACCACUACAAGAGGGUGGACAGUCCAGUUCUGCCACCGGUUCUGGUGCCUCGGAACAGCGAGUUCAACGCCAAGCUGUCCAUGCUGCCUCGAUUCCGCAACCCGCUGCACCAGACUGAGCCCCACAUGCCCCACAAUAUUAAAUAUCCAGAAUCAUUUACCCAGCAGCCGAGCAACAGCUUACCAUUUGGCCCCAGCUCGCCUUCCAACAGUUACCCUGGGUCGCCCAACAGCGGUACUGCGAGCAGCACCACCUUCCCACACUCACCGGGCAGCUCUGAGCCCAGCAGUCCCUUUCAGAUGCCAGAAACUCCGCCACCGGCAUACAUGCCUCCCGAGGAGCCGAUGACGCAGGACUGUCCCCAGCCGAUGGACACCAACCUGCUGGCCCCAAAUCUGCCUGUAGAAGUCAACAACAGGACAGAUGUGCAGUCAGUGGCCUAUCAAGAACCCAAGCACUGGUGCUCCAUCGUCUACUACGAGCUGAAUAACCGGGUUGGAGAAGCCUUCCAGGCGUCUUCGACCAGCGUCCUGGUGGACGGCUUCACCGACCCGUCCAACAACCGCAACCGCUUCUGCCUGGGCCUGCUGUCCAACGUCAACCGCAAUUCCACCAUCGAGAACACACGCCGGCACAUCGGCAAAGGCGUGCACUUGUACUACGUAGGAGGUGAGGUUUAUGCCGAGUGCCUGAGCGACAGCAGCAUCUUCGUGCAGAGCCGCAACUGCAACUACCACCACGGCUUCCACCCCACCACCGUGUGCAAGAUCCCGAGCGGCUGCAGCCUCAAGAUCUUCAACAACCAGGAGUUUGCCGAGCUGCUCGCCCAAUCCGUCAACCACGGCUUCGAGGCCGUCUACGAGCUCACCAAGAUGUGCACUAUCCGCAUGAGCUUCGUCAAGGGCUGGGGUGCUGAAUACCAUCGUCAGGAUGUGACUAGCACCCCCUGCUGGAUCGAGAUCCACCUCCAUGGACCGCUGCAGUGGCUGGACAAGGUUCUCACUCAGAUGGGCUCUCCUCACAACCCUAUCUCCUCCGUGUCCUAAAAACUCUUCCGUUUCCGGUGGGGACGUGCAGGUGGAGAGAGGAGGGCAUUGGGUUAAUGAGGACAGUGAUGGGGCGGGGUAGUUGUACAUGAUUUGACUGGCAGCAGGGCAAUGUCCUCAGUCAGCGAACAUCUGGAAGAUACUUGAUAACUCUGUGUGACCAAUUCCUAAUCGUUGAUGAGGCCAUCGUACUCGUUGCAAGUAUCCUCCUCCAGUCUUGUGACAGCAGGCACUUUCCUACUUCCCAUUUUCUUCUUUCCAUUCUUUCCUUUUCUUCUUUUUUUAUGUUUGCCAAAUACACCAGUAUUCCAUUGAAUGGGGGAUUUGUGUAGGUACAGCGACUAUACAGUAGACUGGGUUAUGUGACGUGACUGACCUGCUUAGAGCUAAAAACGAGUAAACGGUAGCCCUCGUGCGUCAGAUGAACUUUCUAGAAAGCGCGUGUGCUGCAUAGAACAAAACGUAUUCAAAAUGUUAUGCUUCUUUUUUUGUUUGUUUUUUGCAAGAAAAUGUAGCAAAAAUGAGGGAAAAAAAAAAAACAUUAGCGGCGGGGGGGGAAGGCGAGGAAGUGGUGUAAGGGGAAGACGAUUCUGCGGAUUCAAUGGCAUGGCGUAGUAGAGUAGGAGCGCAUAGGCAGACUCUACUUUUAUUGCGUCCGACUGAUUUCAGACGAUUGUAAAGGUAGUGUAUAUUAGUAGAUGUGCUGAUUAUUAGAGGAAAUGCUGUGCAGUCUGGUUUUAUUACUGUAUUUUAUUUUUAUUUGCCAGUCUCAUUUGAACAGAUGAGAGUAAUAAGUAUUGGGGGAACGAGGCGAGCACUGUUGACCGAAUUCCUAAAAGAAAUGCAUCCCUUUAUCCUAAACAUUUAUGCAAAAUGACACACAAGUUCAUUCCCAUCUAUGAAAAUGAAAUCAGGCUGAAGGGCAGAUCUCCUGACAUUCAUUCAUGUUUGUGUAUUUGGAUUAAUUUAUUUUUUAUUUUUUCAGCCCAGUGUUGCUCGAUAUCUCUCUCAGGGCCAGAUGCUGUACAUCAGGAGGCGUUUGUGCCAGUAGUUGCAUGCAGCCUGAUGUUUAAAAACAAACGAGAAUUUGUGGACACCUGACAUAAGUCCCAGCAUUCUUCUGGGAAGACGUUCCACUAGAUUACCGAGUGUGUCUGUGGAGAUUUGUGCUCAUUCAGACAGUUUGUAAAG